AUGAAAGUAACCAGCACUCGAUUCCAGGAGUGGCUUCCGCUCAUGAGGAGUAUCAUCUACGACUCACGUUGUAAGGACUACGCGCAAGCACUCCAGAGGGACCUCGCUCGACAGAAGCGCUCUCAUUCGGAACAGAUGCGUCUACUGCACAUAGACUUGGACGAGUGCAGAAGUGAGUCUGAAAGACAAGAAAUCCGUGCCGACAUUGCUCGACUAAAACAGCAAUGGACUGGUAAACAUGAACGAGUCCUUGCAUGUGUGAGUCUCGGUUUUUUUUCAUGCGGACUUUAA
Cooperia oncophora is the source of this 291-nucleotide messenger RNA. Lineage: Eukaryota; Metazoa; Nematoda; Chromadorea; Rhabditida; Trichostrongylidae. The record is from the annotation of a GenBank genome assembly.